AUGGUUGAUGUAGUGGUUACAACAGCUGGUGGUGUAGAAGAGGAUCUUAUUAAAUGCCUUGCACCCACAUACAAGGGUGAUUUUUCGUUAGCUGGAGCUGUUUUACGCGCAAAGGGAUUGAAUCGCAUUGGUAACUUAUUGGUACCUAAUGACAACUAUUGCAAAUUUGAGGAUUGGAUCAUUCCCAUUUUUGACCAGAUGUUGGAAGAACAGACUGGAAAGAAUGUAUUGUGGACACCAUCGAAAGUUAUUGCUCGCUUAGGGAAAGAAAUAAAUAAUGAGAGUUCAUACUUGUACUGGGCAUCAAAGAACAAUAUUCCUGUCUUCUGCCCUGGCUUGACUGAUGGCUCACUGGGUGACAUGUUAUACUUCCAUUCUUUCCGAAAUCCUGGUUUAGUCAUUGACAUAGUGCAAGAUAUUAGGGCCAUGAAUGGUGAGUCGGUCCAUGCUGGCCCCAGUAAAACUGGGAUGAUAAUUCUUGGAGGAGGGCUGCCAAAGCAUCACAUUUGCAAUGCCAAUAUGAUGCGUAAUGGUGCAGAUUUCGCUGUCUUCAUUAACACAGCACAAGAGUUUGAUGGGAGUGAUUCUGGUGCCCGUCCUGACGAAGCUGUAUCAUGGGGAAAAAUACGAGGCUCUGCAAAGACUGUUAAGGUGCACUGUGAUGCCACCAUUGCCUUCCCUCUACUUGUAGCAGAAACAUUUGCUGCUAAAGUAAAGAAAUCCAGCGGUACUAUGUCCUAA
This is a messenger RNA of Ilex paraguariensis (yerba mate), 741 nucleotides long. Lineage: Eukaryota; Viridiplantae; Streptophyta; Magnoliopsida; Aquifoliales; Aquifoliaceae. The record is from the annotation of a GenBank genome assembly.